AUGGCCGUGAAUGAUCAACCGGAAUCCAUUGGAGCACAGCCACAACAGCAAUCAGCCACGCGUUUGCAUCAAAUGAAGGAAGAAGUUGAGAUGCAACAAUUACAAAUGCAACAACUUCAGCAGCAACAGCAAUAUCAUCUCCAGCAACAGGCACAGAUGCAGCAAUUACAACAUCAGCAAGUACAACUCCAGCAACAACAACAGCAACAGCUACAACAACAACAACAACAGCAACAGUCUUUGCAGUAUUCACAAGAAAUUAGCACACCAUCGGGCACGUUGGGUCAAAGUGCAACGGCCAACAAUCUCGUGUCAGUGGCCGUACAGGCAGCAACAAAUGCGGCAAACGUAGCAGCUACAGCAGGAGGUGCCACUGCUGGUGGUGGUUACGCAUUUCCUCGCAAUUCACCGGAAUUUGCUUGCGAAAAUGUCGGAGAACGUGUAAAAGGAAAACGGCGAAAAUAUUGUCCACACGAAGUGACGGCGCUAGUGUUAGGAGUACAGCGAUAUGCAGAUGAUAGUUGCCCUUGGAGCUCUAUUCUUCGAGAUCCACACCUAGGUCAUUUGUUUCAUGGUCGCAGCGGAGUGGACUUGAAGGAUAAAUGGAGGACGCUUAUUAAAACUCGACCGGAACUUGCAGCGUAUACGGAAAACCGCAAAAAUCACCGCAAGUAUCGGCCAUUUUCAGCAGCUGAAGAGCGAGCAUUGCUGGAAGGUGUCAAGAAAUACAAUGGACAGAGGAAUGUGUGGUCGCUUAUUUUGAUAGAUAAGGAGCUGGGCCUACAGUUCAAUGAUAGAUCCAAUGUGCAGCUUAAGGACAAAUUUCGGACCAUGCGACGGGCAGGAACGACAUCGUCCUUGUUGGUUAGCGGCGGUGGUGGAAAUGCAACAAGCCGGCGUACUGCAGCUGCACCUACGCCGACAUCGAACAGUGGGACGCUUACUGGGACAUCUACUUUAGCGAUUGAAACGGCCUCAAGGACGCUAGUACCUACUUCGACUACAGAUUUGGCAGCGGCGGUAUCAGCGGCAGUUAAUGGAAACAGCAGAACAUUGACGGCGGUGACUUCGGCAAGUCAACAGGCUGCUACGUUAUUAGUACAAAAUAGCAAUGCUGCGUCAGCCAUGUUUGGUGACCCGAACUUAUACUUGGCCGGAUCGUUUUCAAUGCCGCCUCAUAUGUCUCAAGGCAUGAAUAUGCAGCAAAUGGCAACGACACAGUCGAGGCAGCAAACAGCUCAGGUUCAUGCACAGGCACAUGCUCAGGCUCAAGCGAUUGCGAACGCUCAGGCUCGUGCAGCUCAGAUACAGCUUGAAGCACAAAUGCGUCAAAUUCGUGCGCAUGGCGGCCAGCAGCAAGUGAAUAUCAAGCAACAAUAUCAGGCAUUAAGUGCCCACAACAACGCGUUUAGUGCCGGUAUUCCUGGCUACCAGAUCUUCGGCAACCAGAUUGUUCCACAGCAAGCAAUAUAUUACCAAAACGCCCAGUCUCAACAGCAAGCACAUCUUCAGCAGCAACAGCUUCAACAACAGAUUCAGCAACGGCAACUUCCGCAGCAGCAGCAGCAGCAACAACAACAACAACAACAACAACAGCUAGCUGCCGCAAUUGCUGCAGCUUCGAACAACUCGCAUCAGCAACAACAGCAGCAGAAGUCGCAGACGGCAAGUGCAGGUCACGCCAGUGGAACAUCACGAGCGAAGUUGUUUUACUUUGGCUACAAGAAGCGUAUUCACCGUUUUUCAAUGGCCGUCAGGUGCAGAAACUCAAUCCGCGCACUAUUUAGUGGAGAGACUUACUCGACACUAUAG
Peronospora belbahrii is the source of this 1812-nucleotide messenger RNA. The record is from the annotation of a GenBank genome assembly. NCBI's taxonomy places the organism in Eukaryota, Oomycota, Peronosporomycetes, Peronosporales, Peronosporaceae.